Molecule: messenger RNA, 929 nt
Organism: Aphis gossypii (cotton aphid)
Lineage: Eukaryota; Metazoa; Arthropoda; Insecta; Hemiptera; Aphididae
Gene: Chmp1
Product: charged multivesicular body protein 1b
Exons: 5
Coding region: 182-781 (199 amino acids)
Biological process (GO): protein transport; late endosome to vacuole transport; endosome transport via multivesicular body sorting pathway
Cellular component (GO): ESCRT III complex; multivesicular body
Source: RefSeq, a predicted model, not a curated record
CUAUUGUUAAUUGUAUUUUGAUUUAAGUCUAUAGAUAUUUCAUUUAUAAUAUUAUUCUUUAAUAUUUUGUAAUCUUUAAUUUUUUAUAAAUUAGUAAUUGCAAGUAUCCAAUAUCUAUUAUUUUCUUAUUCAUUCUAGUUAUCUAGAAUCUGGAUUGUAAUUUAUCCUUUUGGCAUUUGAAAUGGCAGCUAUGGAAAAUCAUUUAUUUAAUUUGAAGUUUGCAGUUAAAGAAUUAGAAAGAAACUCUAAAAAAUGCGAAAAAGAAGAAAAGGCUGAAAAAUUAAAAACAAAGAAAGCCAUACAAAAGGGAAAUAUGGAGGUUGCUCGUAUUCAUGCUGAAAAUGCUAUAAGACAGAAAAGUCAAUCACUUAAUUAUUUACGUAUGAGUGCUAGAGUAGAUGCAGUUGCUUCAAGAGUUCAAGGUGCUCUUACCACCAGAAAGGUAACCCAAAGUAUGGGAGGUGUUGUAAAAGCAAUGGAUGCAGCGAUGAAAUCAAUGAAUCUUGAAAAGAUUUCUUCAUUGAUGGAUAAAUUUGAGAAUCAAUUUGAAGAUUUAGAUGUGCAAAGUUCUUAUAUGGAUAAUACCAUGUCUCAAAGCACUACUACUGCUGUGCCUCAAGGGGACGUUGAAAAUUUGUUGCAGCAAGUUGCUGAUGAAGCUGGGUUGGAACUAAAAUUAGAACUCCCUACCAAUCCUCAAAGUCUCAGUUCGCUAUCUUCUACUACAACAGAACAAGACGAGCUUACACAACGCUUAGCUCGUCUUAGACAAGCUGAAUAAUAGAAAAAAAACUCGCUGGCAAACAACUAUAAUCUUAACUCAAAUUAUAAAUAUUUUGAUUGAUAGCUUAACACCUUAAGUCAAACUGUUAUAGAACUUGUUAAAAGUUCUCAUAUAAUUUUUAUCCAUAAAAAAUGAUUUUUUCAUA